Molecule: messenger RNA, 1246 nt
Organism: Lemur catta (Ring-tailed lemur)
Lineage: Eukaryota; Metazoa; Chordata; Mammalia; Primates; Lemuridae
Product: zinc finger protein 25-like
Exons: 1
Coding region: 131-973 (280 amino acids)
Biological process (GO): negative regulation of transcription by RNA polymerase II
Molecular function (GO): DNA-binding transcription repressor activity, RNA polymerase II-specific
Source: RefSeq, a predicted model, not a curated record
UGGAAAAACCUUUCGCCAAAAGUCAGCCCUUACCGUGCAUCACAGACUCCACACAGGUGAAAAACCCUAUGCAUGUAGUGAAUGUGGGAAAACCUUCUGUGACAAGUCAGGUAUCACUGUGCAUCAGAGAAUGCACACAGGGGAAAAACCCUACAAGUGUAGUAAAUGUUGGAGAGCAUUCCGUAUGAAGUCAGUCCUCACAAUCCAUCAGAGAACUCACACACGGGAAAAACCCUAUGAAUGUAAUGAAUGUGGAAAAUGCUUUGGCCAGAAGUCACACCUCAGGAACCAUCAGAAUGUUCACACAGGUGAGAAACCAUAUGAAUGUAAAGAAUGUAGAAAAACUUACUACUGCAAAUCAGCUCUCAAUGUACAUCAGAGAACUCACACUGGUCAGAAACCCUAUGAAUGCAGACAAUGUGGAAAAACCUUUGACCGGAGGUCAACCCUGACUAGACAUCAGAGAAUUCACACCGGUGAGAAACGCUAUGAAUGUAAUGAAUGUGGGAAAACCUUUGGCUGGAAGUCAAACCUCACUGUGCAUCAGGGUAUUCACAGAGGUGAGAAACCAUAUGAAUGUCAGGAAUGUAGAAAAACUUUCUACCGUAAUUCAGACCUCACCAGACAUCAAAGAACUCACACUGGUGAGAAACCAUAUGAAUGUGAUGAUUGUGGAAAAACUUUUUUCCAGAAGUCCACCCUCAGGAUGCAUCAGGAUAUUCACACAGAUGAGAAACCAUAUGAAUGUAAAGAAUGUAGAAAAACUUUCUCCUGUAAGUCAGUCCUCACUGUACAUCGAAGAACUCACACUGGUGAGAAACCCUAUGUAUGUAGUGAAUGUGGAAAAACCUUUGGCCGGAAGUCACACCUCAGCAGACAUCAGAGAAUUCACACAAGGGAGAAAUCUCAUAUGGGAGAGAGUGACCAUGUGAUCUCUAAAAACCAUUCUCUUUUCUUUGAAAUACACAUAUAACCUGCAUUUCUCAGUGUCCUAUUAUUGUGUGCAGGGCCAUGUAACGCUGAGGUCUGUCCAGGGGAAUAUGGACAGAAGUAAUGAACAUUUCUUCUAGGCCUGGCCACACAAAAAUACCUAUAUGGUCUUCCCUGGUUUUUCACACCAUGUGUGACUAAUGUUCAGAUAACCUCCAGAGUGGUCUUGGGGGCCAUCAGAUGGACAAGCUCAGUGUGAUUUAAGAAAUCUCCCUUUUAUACUUAGAUGAAUGAGAAAUAAAUACCUGCUCUGUUG